Molecule: messenger RNA, 2767 nt
Organism: Microtus ochrogaster (prairie vole)
Lineage: Eukaryota; Metazoa; Chordata; Mammalia; Rodentia; Cricetidae
Gene: Pank4
Product: pantothenate kinase 4 (inactive)
Biological process (GO): coenzyme A biosynthetic process
Cellular component (GO): cytosol; nucleus
Molecular function (GO): pantothenate kinase activity; ATP binding
Source: RefSeq, a predicted model, not a curated record
UUCAAAAUGGCGGAGCGUGGAGCAAGUGGCGGCGGGAGCGGCGGGGACAGUCUGGACAAGAGCAUCACGCUGCCCCCCGACGAGAUCUUCCGCAACCUGGAGAACGCCAAGCGCUUCGCCAUUGAUAUAGGUGGAUCACUGACCAAGUUGGCAUACUAUUCUACUGUACAGCACAAGGUGGCCAAAGUGAGGUCUUUUGACCACCCAGGAAAGGACGUAGAACAAGAACAUGAGCCACCCUAUGAGGUCUCAGUUCAAGAGGAGAUCACAGCUCGCUUGCAUUUCAUCAAAUUUGAGAACACCUACAUGGAAGCUUGUCUGGACUUCAUCAGAGACCACCUAGUCAACACUGAGACCAAGGUCAUCCAGGCCACAGGGGGUGGAGCCUAUAAGUUCAAGGACCUCAUUGAGGAGAAGCUACGCCUGAAGGUGGACAAGGAAGAUGUCAUGACCUGCUUGAUUAAGGGGUGCAACUUCGUGCUGAAGAACAUCCCACAUGAGGCCUUCAUGUACCAGAAAGAUUCAGACCCAGAGUUCCGAUUUCAAACAAAUCACCCCAACAUCUUCCCCUACCUCCUCGUCAACAUUGGCUCUGGAGUCUCCAUUGUGAAAGUGGAGACUGAGGACCGCUUUGAGUGGAUUGGUGGAAGCUCCAUUGGAGGAGGCACCUUCUGGGGGCUGGGGGCUCUGCUCACCAAAACAAAGAAGUUUGAUGAGCUGCUGCAGCUGGCCUCCAGAGGCCGGCAUGCCAAUGUUGACAUGCUGGUACAGGACAUCUAUGGUGGGGCCCAUCAGACCCUGGGGCUGAGCGGCAAUCUCAUCGCAAGCAGUUUUGGAAAGUCAGCCACUGCCGACAGAGAGUUCUCCAAAGAAGAUAUGGCCAAGAGCCUGCUGCACAUGAUCAGCAAUGACAUUGGACAGCUCGCCUGUCUCUACGCCAAGCUUCACGGCUUGGACAGGGUCUACUUUGGGGGCUUCUUCAUCCGGGGCCACCCUGUGACCAUGCGCACCAUCACCUACAGCAUUAACUUCUUCUCCAAGGGCGAAGUCCAGGCACUCUUCCUGAGACACGAAGGCUACCUGGGAGCCAUCGGGGCGUUUUUAAAAGGAGCCGAGCAAGACAAUCCUAACCAGUACAGCUGGGGUGAGAACUACGCGGCCAGCUCCGGGCUGAUGAGCACGUCGCCCGAGCUGUGCCCAACACAGCGGGCGAGGAGCGGCACAUUUGACCUCCUGGAGAUGGACCGGCUGGAGAGGCCCCUGGUCAACCUGCCCCUCCUUCUGGACCCAUCUUCCUAUGUCCCUGACACUGUGGACCUCACCGACGAUGCGCUGGCCCGCCAAUACUGGCUUACCUGCUUUGAGGAGGCCUUGGAUGGGGUGGUGAAGCGAGCUGUUGCCAGCCAGCCAGAGUCCAUCGACGCAGCUGAGAGGGCGGAGAAGUUCCGGCAGAAGUAUUGGAGCAAACUGCAGACACUGCGGCACCAGCCCUUUGCCUACGGGACACUGACUGUGCGCAGCCUGUUGGACACGAGAGAGCACUGCUUGAAUGAGUUCAACUUCCCAGAUCCCUACUCCAAGGUGAAGCAGAAAGAAAACGGCCUCGCACUGAAGUGCUUUCAGAGUGUGACGCGCUCGCUGGACUCUCUAGGCUGGGAAGAGCGGCAGCUGGCCCUGGUGAAGGGGCUGUUAGCUGGGAAUGUCUUUGACUGGGGAGCCAAGGCCGUGUCUGAUGUCCUUGAAUCAGACCCCCAGUUUGGGUUUGAAGAAGCAAAGAGAAAAUUGCAAGAACGGCCCUGGCUUGUGGAUUCCUACACCAAGUGGCUCCAGAGGUUAAAGGGGCCCCCUCAUAAAUGUGCCUUAAUUUUCGCAGAUAACAGUGGGAUAGACGUCAUUCUGGGAGUCUUCCCCUUUGUCAGGGAGCUACUCUGUAGAGGGACGGAGGUCAUCUUGGCAUGCAACUCAGGCCCUGCCCUGAACGAUGUCACCUACAGUGAGUCCCUCAUUGUGGCAGAACGCAUUGCGGCCAUGGACCCCAUCGUCUGCUCUGCACUCAGAGAAGACAGGCUGCUGCUGGUGCAGACUGGUUCCAGCUCCCCGUGCCUGGAUCUCAGCCGCCUAGACAAGGGGCUGGCCGUGCUGGUGCGGGAACGUGGUGCGGACCUGGUGGUCAUCGAGGGAAUGGGCCGUGCCAUCCACACCAACUACCAUGCAUCGCUGCGCUGCGAGAGCCUCAAGCUGGCAGUGGUGAAGAACGCCUGGCUGGCAGAGCGGCUAGGGGGCCAGCUCUUCAGUGUCAUCUUCAAAUACGAGGUUCCCACCGAGUGAGACGCCCACUGCCAGACCUGCCUGCCUGUCCCUCGUCAGGAAUAUGAUUUACUGUGAGGAACCUAAGUCACACCGGAGUAUUGAAACUGUGCUUCUGUGACUGACAGCACAUGUACCAGGGCCACCCAACCUAGCAUUUGUCCUGUGGGACACUGCUGUUGGGAUGUAUUUAACUGUUAAAUAAUCUUUUAUAUAUAUAUAUAUACAUAUAUAUAUAAAUAUAUAAAUACACAUGUAUUCACCUGGUGGGAAGCAGUGCCUGGCACAACAGGUCUCCCAGAGACCAGAUCCACUUUGUGUGCUGCUGAGAAAAUGCCCAUAGCCCCAGUGGUCUGUGGCGGCCCCAGCCAACUACCUCUGUCACCUCUGGAGCUACCGAGUGCUGAACUGCCAGGCCUAUUACAUCACCUCCUUGGGUCCCAGUGUUUCUGCCAUUCCU